This is a messenger RNA of Mycotypha africana, 354 nucleotides long. RefSeq lists its product as uncharacterized. The record is from RefSeq and is a predicted model, not a curated record. Gene Ontology annotation, molecular function: zinc ion binding; nucleic acid binding. Bases 136 to 312 code for a protein of 58 amino acids. Lineage: Eukaryota; Fungi; Mucoromycota; Mucoromycetes; Mucorales; Mycotyphaceae. The transcript has a single exon.
AAAAAAAAAAAAAAAAAAAAAAAGAUAUAAAGCAACCCAAGACUCUUUCUUUUCACAAAGGCCUCUUUUUUUUUUUCCCUUCAAGAUUGACAAGGUCUUUCUUUCCCGCAACACAUUGACAAAAAGGGUGAAACAAUGAGGCUUCAAGACAUACAAUGCUUACAUCAUCAAGCUGCUGUGACGCUUACCACGGCCACUCGUGCUCCUGUUGCUGCUUCUGUGCUAAUGAAGAAUGAGAAUGCUGGUUGUUCUUUCUGUGGUGUCGUUGGCCAUAUCGCAUGGAACUGUCCUAAAAGACACAGACCCCGAUAGCCCCCAUUAGGAAAAAAAAAAGAGACAAAAAAGAAAAAGAUA